This is a messenger RNA of Varanus komodoensis (Komodo dragon), 1281 nucleotides long. RefSeq names its product HtrA serine peptidase 2 (gene HTRA2). The record is from RefSeq and is a predicted model, not a curated record. The transcript is spliced from 9 exons. NCBI's taxonomy places the organism in Eukaryota, Metazoa, Chordata, Lepidosauria, Squamata, Varanidae. Gene Ontology annotation, molecular function: serine-type endopeptidase activity; protein binding. The coding region runs from base 1 to 1029 and encodes 342 amino acids. Gene Ontology annotation, cellular component: mitochondrion. Gene Ontology annotation, biological process: positive regulation of apoptotic process; proteolysis; programmed cell death.
AUGGCGGCGGCUGGGGUCCAGCUCCUCCCCAGGCCGCUGCGCGCCGCCGUGCCCGCUUCGCCGCCCCCGAGCUCCCCGCGGGCCUCCUACAACUUCAUCGCCGACGUGGUGGAGCGGACCGCGCCGGCGCUCGUCUACAUCGAGAUCCUGGGCAGGCACCCCUUCUCUGGGCGGGAGGUGCCAAUCUCCAAUGGAUCCGGCUUUGUGGUGUCUGCAGAUGGACUGAUAGUGACCAAUGCCCACGUGGUGGCAAACCGGCGGCGGGUGAGGGUGCGCCUGGCCAGUGGGGAGCUCUACGAUGCGGUGGUACGGCAGGUGGAUCAGGUGGCAGACAUUGCGACUCUCAAGAUUAGCCCCAAGCGCCCCCUCCCAACGCUGCCCCUCGGCCGCUCUUCAGAGGUGCGCCAGGGGGAGUUUGUGGUCGCUAUGGGCAGCCCCUUUGCCUUGCGCAACACCAUCACGUCAGGCAUCGUGAGUUCAGUCCAGCGCGGCGGCCGGGAGCUGGGCCUGGCAGCCUCCGACAUGGAGUACAUCCAGACGGAUGCUGCUAUCGAUUUUGGGAACUCUGGUGGUCCCCUCGUCAACCUAGAUGGGGAAGUGAUUGGCGUGAACACCAUGAAGGUGACGCCUGGCAUCUCAUUCGCCAUCCCGUCGGACAGGCUGCGAGCUUUCUUGGAGCAGGAGGAGAAGCGCAGAGACUCGUGGUUUGGCGGAACUGAAGCAAAGAGGCGGUACAUCGGGGUGACAAUGCUGACACUGACGCCCAGCAUCCUGUCUGAGCUGAAGAUGAGAGAUCCGGCGUUCCCUGAUGUGCCCUACGGCGUCCUCAUCCACAAGGUCAUCAUCGGCUCCCCAGCGCAUCAGGCGGGUCUGAAGGCGGGAGACGUGGUCCUGGAGAUCAACGGGCAGGCGUCCCGGCAGACGGAGGACGUCUACGAGGCCGUGCGGACGCAGAGCCACGUGGCGCUGCUGGUGCGCCGUGGCUACGAGACGCUGCUGCUGACAGUCACCCCGGAAGCCACCGAGUAGAGACGGGCUUUGGGGAGGCGGGGGUCCUUGCGGCAGAGUGCUGGUGCCUCCCCCCCCCCCCGAUUCCAGAAUGGACAUUGCUGGGAGCAGGGAAGGGUGCCGCCCGCUCUCCUGGCAGGAGGAGGGUCGGCGACGGGCUUUGCGUCCCCCGAGCAAGCGUGGACGAGGUGUGGCCCAGGCGCCCUGCACCUGCUCCCUUGCCCCGCGGCCCCUGGGCAUUGUCCACGAUCAUUAAACGAUUCUGUGACCCCA